This is a messenger RNA of Harmonia axyridis, 838 nucleotides long. RefSeq lists its product as uncharacterized. Lineage: Eukaryota; Metazoa; Arthropoda; Insecta; Coleoptera; Coccinellidae. The transcript is spliced from 2 exons. The coding region runs from base 143 to 697 and encodes 184 amino acids. The record is from RefSeq and is a predicted model, not a curated record.
AUGUAUUUUUUAUGACAAGUGAAGAUUACAUAUUAUCACUGGCUAUCUCCCUAUUUUUCAAUAGAGUUUUUUGUGAUAUAAAGAGGAGACAUAACCGAAUUAACAAUCAGUUCCAUUUUCAAUCCAGAACAUCAACGUAGAAAUGAAUAAAUACGCCAUCGUUUCACUAGCCCUCUUGGCCCUUUCAUCGGCUACUGAGAUCUUGCAAGGUCCAAGUUUUGGAACAGUCAAUGUGGGUCCAGAUGGUAGUGUGGUUCACGAUAUAAAAUAUGGAGGAAAUGUGGUUGGAGGUGUUUCACCAAUUGUAGGAAGUUAUCAUAUCCCCAUCUUGAGAAAUUCCAACGUUGAAGGAUUGAUCAAAAAUGGAUAUGGAGCUCUAAAAUUGGUUGCUACCAAUUCAGUACCAGUUACUACAGGAAUUCAAGGACCAAGUGUGAAAACUGUAAUCGCAGGUCCUGAUGGAAGCUCGAUUGACAGUUUUGCAUCUGGAGGAGUCGUAUCUGAUGAUGGAUCAGUUUUGAUUGCUCCAUCUACUCAAACUUUUUAUAAAUAUGCUGACAAUUCACCUUACGUAGUACCAACUGUAGUUCCCGGAUCCAAAUCAUAUUAUGCACCUGGCUUUUACUCUGGUUUUGUUCCUCUUCCUUAUGGUGGUUCAGUGGUCUCUGGUCCAUCUGGUGUUAUUGUAGCAAAAUAAAUGGGUAACCAUAUGGUGUUCUAUGGAAUGACAAGCAAAUGAAUGAAAUGGAAUGAAAACAGUACCGACCAUUUUUUCUCAUCAUGAUAUAAAUGUUAAUAUAAAUGAAUAACGACUAAAAUAAAUAUUCAUCCUUCAAAA